Messenger RNA from Diaporthe batatas, 2411 nucleotides. RefSeq lists its product as uncharacterized. NCBI's taxonomy places the organism in Eukaryota, Fungi, Ascomycota, Sordariomycetes, Diaporthales, Diaporthaceae. The record is from RefSeq and is a predicted model, not a curated record. The coding region runs from base 1300 to 2280 and encodes 326 amino acids. The transcript is spliced from 2 exons.
AAGCAAUCAUAUGGUAGCCCAAGACUGAAGAUUCAACUCCCGGCGUGAUGCAGUCCUCUACUGCGUAUGAGCGAAUAGGGGAUGGGCCGAGCAGAGGGGAAGAAUACAGCGAUGUACCAGCACUGUCCCCCCCUGAGCUCACGCCCGAAAUCCCCGGGGAACCACAGAGCGGCCUCGAAAUGUCAGGGAGGAUAAGAUCCAUGUCACUCGACUCCCUACAGCUUACACCUUCAAAUGCGCCUGGGUCAGAUAAUUCGAUACGUAGCCAUGAAUCUUCAGGAGAAGUUGGCCACCUUGCCUUCACAGACAAUGGCAAUAAGCCAACAUUGGCUUCGGACAGCCAAAAGUCCACAGCUGGAGAGGCUGAUACUAAACGUCUUCCCUCUCGAACCUCGAACCACUAUCCAGAGAGAUUUUCCUUGGUGUCUUGCUUGGUUUUUCGAUAUUGUACUAACAAUUAUACCGCUCCUCUUCAUUGGUAUUGCAGCUAUUGCACUGCAGUUAGACCAUCAGCCUCGCUCCGACUUGGGAGAAAGAAUCCUUGCGGCUACUCGCCUAGGGCCAACACUUUUCCCUAUCGCCUUUGCCGCUAUUGCUGGGCGCUUUUUUCAGAACAUGUCCCGGUGGCACCUCGAACGGCCCAACGGAAUAAAGCUGGGGACCCUGGAGCAAAUCUCUGGCAGUCAGAGUUUCCCAGGAGCAGUACAAAGGGCAUUUACUGUCCGUAGUAAACACUGGAUAUCUACCAUGAUCAUAGUAACUUGGGCCUUGUCCCCUAUUGGCGGCCAAAGCUCACUACGGCUUCUCAGUCACGGUCAUGAUUCAUUUGAGACAGAGCUUAAUGUUUUCUUCGCGAACCCGGAAUACCAGUCGUCAAGCUUCACUUCAGCGUCUGAAUCGGCCGAUAACUCCAACGCGAUGUCUACUAUUUACUCAGGCCUGCUUCUCUCCGCACCUUCCCAGCGUGCGGACCUCACCGAUCUCUGGAGCCGACCUAAAAUACCACAGCUACCAAAGCUGGCCCAAGCCAUGGUCGGCAAUUCUACCAUGAAGUGGUACGAUGUAUCUCAGGCAGAUCUCCAGCAUGCUGAAGAUUAUGCAUCUCUUCUUGGACUUGACAUCAGGGGAAAAACACCAGAUGUUCCUGGGCGGCAACUGCGCUUCGGUGUCAACACUUCAUAUGUCGACUAAGAAUGCGAAAGGGUGGCUGGUCAUCAAUACGGGGACUUGGCACAAGGUCCCUCUGACCGGAGUUCGUUCAAUUCCUCUUUCCAGAACUACACGGAGCGUGGCGAACCAAUGUCCUGGUUCGUAAACACGGAACAAUCGGGACAUCGACUCAACUAUGACAGCCGGGACGUGACCCAGCACCCACGCGGGCAGAUGCCGGCCAAUUUGACUCACUUCGAAUGUAUACUUCGGCGCAUACCGGUUGAGGUAGAGUCUCAUUGUGGCCCAUUUCCUGCAACUGGCUGCGGUGCGAGGCGAUUGCGGCAACGAGAAGAGAGAUCCGACGUAUCCCUCUAUCCUGGCGGGGAGAACGAACACAUGGACCCUGAGCUCUUCCAGAUCCUGCCUUGGAGCAUGACCCCACCAACAGUCGCGAAUAUGUUAGCCUUUUGGCCAACCGCGGCUGGUAUACCCGAUAUAAUAGAAGGCGCUUCGGCUACAGACAACUUCCUCGCAGGCGACGACGCCCUCUUUGUAAGCCACAGAAUUCGUGACUGGGGUCGCGAUGCCUCCAACAUGAUUCAGUUCUCCCGGCGGAUGACAACACUGUUGAACACCAUCUUCCUGGUUUCCUUGAAUCUGCUCAACGUAACCACUGCCAUCUCCUCUUCCGUUACGCAGACGGAUUCGUCUUCUAAGGAUGGGACUGAGCCUUUCUACAACACUACGCAAGCCACUGCCUCGGACACCCGUGUUAUCUACCGAGCUGACCGUCGUUGGUGUGCUACUCUGCUGCUUGUCAGCUCCUUCCUUCAGAUUCUAGCUAUAGCAGGGCUCUGCCUUCGUGCUUGGAUCACUGGUCCAGAUUUGCUUGGGUUUGCAAGUUCAUUAACACGAGACAACCCCUACUUUCCGGAUUCAGUGAGUUCUUGUGGAUCAGCCCUAGGUGGCGCUGAUAGGUCGCGUAUGUGCAAGGACUUGCGAGUGCAGAUAGCUGAUGUGUUGCCGAUGGAGGAGAAUGGGUAUAUCGUCUUCAAGCUUGUGUCACCUCCGGAGAAAAGAAUCGCAUGGAACAAGAAAGCAUUUGGAGGGAAGAGGCUCUUCAUAUAGACUAGAAGAAGUACCGAUCAAUAUUGUUUGGAGAUAUUUGUACCGUCUGCUGAUAUAGUUGCUGUACUGGUGGAGAUAAUGUAGAUGAUCUACACUACAAUACUACUAGAUAAUUGCCCUAAUGGCUGGGA